This is a messenger RNA of Botrytis fragariae, 3054 nucleotides long. RefSeq names its product putative bud site selection protein 6 protein. The record is from RefSeq and is a predicted model, not a curated record. Gene Ontology annotation, cellular component: cell tip; cytoplasm. The coding region runs from base 1 to 3054 and encodes 1017 amino acids. Lineage: Eukaryota; Fungi; Ascomycota; Leotiomycetes; Helotiales; Sclerotiniaceae. The transcript is spliced from 2 exons. Gene Ontology annotation, biological process: establishment of cell polarity. Gene Ontology annotation, molecular function: cytoskeletal regulatory protein binding.
AUGCAAGCACCUCAACGACCCGGUCAAAGACGAUCUCCAGCAUCGGAUUCCCCUGGUCCACCUCCGACAAUAUCCGCCAGGGCUAUAUCUCCAAGUUUGGGUCCCCAGCCAAGGAAUUCAACUGCUUCAACCAAGUCUGUCCAAAGCAAUCACUCGGGAAGAAGACAAAAUUCAAAGUGGUCAAAACCCCCACCAUUAUCUCAGAUCGAAAAGAGCGUAACACAUCUUCUGGUCGCCACGAAGCAACUUCUCGAAACCCUCACACAAUGGUCUCGACAUCAAGCGACAGACGCACAGGUUUCGGAUGUUUAUGUGCGCUUGGGAUAUGAGUUCAACAUUGCUUGUCGGGCAUUUGCAGCAAUAAAUGUUGAUACUUCGGAUUUGGGGAAUGUCCCAGAGUUGCUCCGACAUAUACUGGAAUCAACACUCAGUCAAGAAGCAAGUGUCGAGAGCUUGGAGAAAUACCUGCCUCGAAUUAGAGAUAUAAUCAUUACUCUUCUUCAUGGUUUAAAGCGGAAGCAACAAAAACUGCGGCAAAAACAAGGGAGAGAUAGCGCGUCACAAAAUGGAGAAACCAUACCUAGAAAUGGAAGCCUCAGUAGCAUUGCGAGUAAUAGUACUGGGUUGACUACAUUACUGAAUCAAGGGUUGGAAAAUAAUUUUCAAGGGGACUCAAGUGUGGCAAAUGAUAGGGGAAGCAAAGGACAAUCUGCAGCCGACUCUAACGUACCUCCGAGGAUGUCUUCAGCUACAGGAUCAUCAAGCAGAAGAGCUGCUGGGCCACCAAGAGACUCAUCUCGAGGUUCAGUAUCUUCAGAUCAAUCUACACUCUCAAGCCAAACAAUGCAAAGCAUUCCUGUUGUUCCACCUUAUCCUGGAGAUGAAGUCUCUAUACCAAUGCCCCGUCCAAAUGAUCCUGAUCUUUUGAAUGUGGAUAAUUUUCCACCACCUCCGCCACCACCAAAGACAAAUGCUGCAUUGGUGGCUCUACAAAAAGGGGGAGAUUUGGAAAGAAGAGCUUCAAGACGUUAUUCUGCUUAUCAAAUCUCAAAACUUGUUGGUGCAUCUCCAAAUGGAGUUCCAAUGAUGCCUGUUCCACAAAACUCGCCAAUACCAAAUAGAGGACGCAACGAUGCCAGGGAGUCUCUGAGAGCUGUUCAAAAUCGGGACCAACGUCUCGGCCGAACAAAUUCUCGUCUGAUUCAGAAUGAGACAUCCCCAGUUCGAAAGCCAAGUGUGAUUGCCGAAGUUAGUCAAGAGUCAUCAGUUCAACAGCCAGAAGAACCACCCUCGAAUGAUAGUCCUAUAGUCAAGACCCCAGAAGACAAGUUAAGACAGUCUAUUGAUGAUUAUGAUGGACCGAGUGCAACUCUCAAUGGACCACCUCCUGAUGUUCUUCCAAACUUUGAUAAUCAAGACCAAGAUGAAGAAAAGGCUACUUCUGAACCUCCUCAAGCCCCCCAACACAAGCGAUCUCCUUCCAAAAGAGAUAGUCCUUCUUAUGGCAGCCAAGCUAGACAAUUCACACCCGAAGAAUCUCCACCUCCACCCGAUAAAGAGAUCACAAUUUUCUUACAAUAUAAGACCAAGGUUAAGAAGUUUGUCCUUGCUGAUGGCUACAAGGAUUUAUCCAUGGCAAGACUGCAAUUGGCUUUCAUUGAAAAGUUUGCCUGGAAUACCCACAACAAUGGUGUUGAUCUACCCGAGAUUUAUAUUCAAGAUCCAGUAUCUGGUGUUCGUCACGAGUUGGAAGAUCUUCAAGAUAUUAAAGAUCGUUCCGUACUUGUACUAAAUGUUGAAGUUCUAGAUGAGGUGAAGCGACAUAUUGAUGAUAGUCUAGGAGGAUUGAAGAAAAUGGUCGAGAGUGUCAAGACGGCAGUAGAUGAUCAACAAGUUACAAUUCAAAGAGUCUCGGAUCGCCAACAGGAUGCUGCAAAGGAAAUGGCCCGAAUCGCAUCUGCGCCACCAAGUUCUUCAAGAAUUUCAAUGAUUGACACUGGACGUAUCACCAAUGGCAUUAAUACCAGCCCAUCAAAAGCCAAUGGUCAAGCGCAACUUAGUGAAAUUCAAAGCCUUCGUCGCGAUCUUGCAGUACUCAGGCAAACUUACUCUGGCUUCCAAUCUGAUAUUCAAAGUUCCAUGGCUUUGAUUCGCACAAAGGCUAGCUCCGUCAAAAGUGUUGCUGUUAAAGCUGUUAUUCCGGAUAUCAAUGGUGAUUCUGGACGCUCUUAUGUCAAUGGUGGAAAGAAGAAUCUCAGCGAAGAUUCCGAUAAAUUGGUUGCACAAGUGGAUGAUCUUCAAGAUAUUGUUGAAGAUCUACGAAAGGAUGUUGUACAACGUGGUGUGCGACCUCUUCCCAAGCAAUUGGAGACGGUUGCCAAGGAUAUUUCUCAAGCUACAAUGGAGUUGAAGAGGAUGCAAGACUUCUUGAAACGUGAGAGACCAAUCUGGACAAAGAUCUGGGAGAAGGAAUUGGAAACAGUGUGCAAUGAUCGUGAAGAGAUUACAAUGCAAGAAGACCUUGCAGCAGAUCUCCAAGAUGAUUUGGAGAAGGCCGCACAAACCUUUGCACUCGUUGAGCAAGCUACUAAAGAACAAUUGAAGGACGGAUCCCCAAGUCACAUCGGUACCGGUCGAAGUCUUUCCAAACUUAACCGUAUUGAUCCGAUUGAUCCUGCCGCGGCAAAAGAAGGCGUUCUUGAUGAAGUUCGUGCGUUGCAACCAAAUCACGAGAAUCGUCUUGAAGCUAUUGAGCGUGCCGAAAAACUUCGACAAAAGGAACUUGAAGGUCGCCGAGGCAAUGUUCUGCAGAAAGAAUUGACCUCUUUUGUGGAAUCAGGAAAGUUGAAGAAGUCUGGAGGCUUCGAGGAAGUCGAAAGGCAAAGAGUUGCAAAAGAUGAACGAAUCAGAAGAGAAGUUUGGGAACGUCAAAAUGGAAUGACGCAAGCAGAUGCAGAUUUUGAGGAAGUUAAUGAUCCGGCUGUGGAAGAGGUAGCAGAGGCAGAUGAAAUGGUCGAGGAGAAUGUAGACGAACAUUCUGAUUUGGAGACAUGA